AGCACCAUCUUCAAUUCAAACCCCAAAAAACUGCUCACUCCACUGCAAGAGAGAGCGAGACACCAUGGCAAAGACGAAGCUGUACAAAGCCGAAGAGUCUUCGGAAGAAGUUAAACCAGAGACAACAAUCGAAGAAGAUGAAGAAGAAGAAGAAGAGAACAAGAGGGAAAAGAAGAAGAAGAAGAUGAAGAAGAAGAAAGAGAACAUUCAUGUGAAGAAGAUCGAAACUUUCAGUGAACAUCCCGACAAGAUCGCCCCUCUCGUCGGUUACUUUCCUUCUGGAUUCGAUCCUCUCAAAGAAGAAUCAUCGACACAGGAGCAACCCAAGGUUAGGGUUUUCAGGCACGAGAAUCGGACCAAGAGGUUGCAACUCGUCGUCAGCCCUAAUGGGUCGCAAGUCAAUUUCGUCGGUACGAACUAUUCGGGUGAGGCCACGGCUCCUCAGCUUUGUAAUUAUGCUCUUGGGGUUCUUGAUAAGGAGUCUCAGACACUGAAGAUUGUCCCUAUUGCCUCCAACAAGAUAUUUAGAUUGGAACCAAUAGUUGCAGGGUCAGAUUCAUAUGAAAAGGAACCUUCUAAGGAAGAACUCAGGGCAGAAGAGAGGGCAGAUAAAAUUAGAGAGCUGAAACGCAUGUAUUCAACAGCGAAGUCAGUAAAGCAGGACAAGAAAAGGCGGACCUUAUAUCGAAAAGAAAAUCCUGAAACUCAGGAGGAGUUGGAUAGGAAAAUAGAGGGAAUCAAGAUAAACAAGGAGGCUCUUGAAAGUGUUGGUAGUCACAAUGCUCGUAAUGUUCCACCCCAUGACACUUCUGCUACUACACCCCAGAUGGCUUAUCCAGUGGACAUGAUUAUUUUCGCAGGGGAGUGGGAUUACCUUGGAGAUAUUCUUGAGCUUUUGCAUGUUGGAGCAGAGGUAGCACCUAAUGUUUACCCAAGCUUUGUUUACAACAGACUUCGUAAGUUGGAACGUAUUAAGGAUGAGGUGGAGAGGACGACGCUUGCUUGUGUGUUCUCAUACAUCACCCAUCUCAUAAAGUUCAAGGACAAACAUUCAUCUGAAGGUUCCUCCUCUGCCAAGCAUCAUAAAAUCCCGAGCAUCUUAGUUCAAAAGUUUUCCACCAUGUUUGCCAAUUCAGAUUCAAAAUGGCUUACGGAUGAGAAGAAAGAUCUUCUCAUUAGUUAUGUCUUGGUUCUUACUCUAAUUGCUGAUGGUUUCCAGACCUACCCAUCAGAUAUAGCUAAGGAUUUGAGAAUGACUACCGUGAACGUCAGACAGCAUUAUCAAAAUUUGGGUUGCAAGUUUCUCCGCACGGGAAAUUCAUCGGUGGCUACACUUCCUGUUCCGCUUCAGUUUCCAAAGCUUGUACAGAAGCGGAGAAGGUAGAUCAAUGAGUAAUUGCAUUUUCGGUCAUGUGACUGUUUGAUUGUAUGCAGAAAAUUCUGGGUGGAAUUUUGGUUUUGUGAUUCAUACAAUUUUUGAUAAUUUUAUUCCAACUUGAUACUGAGUGAUGAUGAGAUUUGAUAUGGUGCUGGUUUGACUAGUAUGAGAAAUAUAUCAUUUUUUAUUAGACCGUUGAUGCGAUACAUUUA
Camellia sinensis is the source of this 1590-nucleotide messenger RNA. RefSeq lists its product as uncharacterized. Gene Ontology annotation, molecular function: DNA binding. Lineage: Eukaryota; Viridiplantae; Streptophyta; Magnoliopsida; Ericales; Theaceae. Gene Ontology annotation, biological process: DNA-templated transcription. The record is from RefSeq and is a predicted model, not a curated record.